Molecule: messenger RNA, 9015 nt
Organism: Lathyrus sativus (Indian pea)
Lineage: Eukaryota; Viridiplantae; Streptophyta; Magnoliopsida; Fabales; Fabaceae
Source: the annotation of a GenBank genome assembly
AUGCUGAGAGAUUCAAAAAUUCCACGUCGGAAUCUUGGCAAACAAGAAGAAAUUGAAAAUGUAGAUCCGUCGGAUUCGUGGUCGUCGGGGACAAAUCCGAGAUGCAUGGAAGCUUCCAGACCUCCAUUGAAUACUAUUCAAGAUACUGAUGCGAGUUCCGGAAGCAGUAAGAUUGAGAAAACUCCAUCUAAAACCAACAAAAGAAAAGUAGGACCUGAACUUCGUACUCCUGAAAAGAGCUUGCACUGGAAACACAGGUUCGCAUGGCCUCAGAGAAUGGAAACAGUUUCGUCUAUGAUUGAGGAUAGAAGAGGAUCUGGUAUUGGAAAUGGUACUCCUAAGGUGAAUCGUACUGCGGGAAGAGCUUGUUCUGAAAGCAAUUCGACUUACAGUACUCCGACUAAGAGUGUGACUAAGCCUCCUCCUAGCUCGAGUGUUCGAGGUAAAGCUGAUGGGAGCUUCAGUGCUCGUUUGGGAAACUAUGGUACAUUGUAUAAAGGGGUUUCGAGUACAUCUUGUACGCCUACCACCGUUGUUAACACGGUUGAAGUACCUCACUUCGAUCUCAAAGAGGAUUCUUCAUUUUGGAUUAAUCAUAAUGUACAGGUAAUUAUCCGUGUUCGACCUCUCAAUAGCAUGGAGAGGAGUAUACACAACUAUAAUAGAUGCCUAAAACAAGAAGGCUCUCAGUCCAUUACUUGGAUUGGACAACCGGAAAACCGGUUCACUUUUGAUCACGUUGCAUGUGAAACAGUAGACCAGGAUAUGGUUUUCAGAAUGGCCGGUCUUCCAAUGGUUGAGAACUGUCUUUCAGGAUACAAUAGCUGUAUGUUUGCAUACGGACAGACAGGAAGUGGGAAAACAUAUACAAUGCUUGGUGAAAUUGAAGAUUUAGAUGUGAAGCCCAGUCCUCAUCGUGGAAUGACUCCUCGUAUAUUUGAGUUUUUGUUCGCCAGGAUUCAAGCUGAAGAGGAAAGCAGAAGAGAUGAGAACUUAAAAUACAAUUGCAAGUGUUCCUUCUUGGAGAUUUACAAUGAACAAAUUACAGAUCUACUUGAUCCCUCGUCUACCAAUUUGCUUCUGCGGGAGGAUGUCAAGAAGGGUGUUUACGUUGAAAAUCUUUCCGAGUUUGAGGCUCAAAGUGUGGGCGACAUUCUAAGGCUUCUAAUUCAGGGUUCGGCAAAUAGAAAAGUUGCAGCUACAAACAUGAAUAGAGAAAGCAGUAGGUCCCACUGUGUUUUUACAUGUGUAAUCGAGAGUACUUGGGAAAAGGAUUCUACUACGAAUUACCGUUUUGCAAGGUUAAACCUGGUUGAUCUAGCUGGUUCUGAAAGACAGAAAACUUCUGGUGCUGAGGGUGAGCGUUUAAAGGAAGCGGCUAGCAUCAAUAAGUCAUUAUCUACUUUGGGUCAUGUCAUUAUGAUACUAGUGGAUGUUGCAAACGGGAAGCAGAGGCAUAUCCCUUACAGAGACUCCAGGCUAACAUUUCUUCUUCAGGAUUCUCUUGGUGGAAACUCGAAAACAAUGAUUAUUGCCAAUGUCAGCCCUUCUAUCUGCUGUGCUGCUGAAACGCUGAAUACCCUUAAAUUUGCUCAGAGAGCAAAACUGAUUCAAAAUAAUGCUGUGGUGAACGAAGAUUCUAGUGGGGAUGUAAUUGCUUUAAAACAUCAAAUUCGGCUUUUGAAGGAGGAGAUUUCUACGCUCAAACGGUGCCAGAAUGUUUCCAGGUCAUUGUCAUUUAGAGAUAUAAAACAAUCAGUAGAAGACUAUUCUUUGGAAAAUGAAACUGACAUGGCAGAACAACAUGAUGAUGAUAUGCUUGAUUAUGAAUCCAAGGGCACCAGAAUGUCUCACAAACAGUUUGAAUCACUGCAGACAACUCUUGCCGGUGCUUUAAGAAGGGAGCAAAUAGCAGAAACUUCUAUUAGGCAAUUAGAAGCAGAAGUUGAACUAUUGAACUCUUUGGUUCAUCAAAGAGAGGAGGAAACUAUGAGUUGCAAAAUGAUGCUUAGGUUUCGUGAAGAUAAAAUUCGUCGAUUGGAAUCUCGAGUUGCUGGUUCUAUUACUGCAGAUCAAUUUUUGCAAGAAGAUAAUAAAGCACUUUCUGAUGAGAUUCAGUUACUUCAAGGAAAAAUUGAUCAAAAUCCUGAAGUUACACGAUUUGCUAAGGAGAAUAUCAGGCUUCAAGAACAACUUAGAAGAUAUGAAGAGUUCUAUGGAGAAGGGGAGCGAGAGAUUUUAUUAAAUGAAGUAUCUUCUUUAAGGGAACAGUUGCUUCAGUUUCUUGGAGGAAAAUCUGUUCAGGGCGAUUCAAGUUAUGAAACUCAACCUCAGAAAACUCAGUGUUGCAGCAAACAAAAUGACUCCAUUUAUCUAGAGCUAAGAAAUGCUCUGGAUAAGUUAGAGGAGUACAGGCACAACUUAAAUUGUUGUUUAGAGGAGAAUGCAAGACUCAAUAGGGAAUUAGACUCUUUGCAGUCAAUGUUCAACAACAAAGAUGCCACAAAGGUUUCUCCACCUAAGAUGGUGGCGGUUAAACAUGAACCUCAAUUGUUAAAAGAAACAGAUGAUAUCUUGGAUUUACACCUGGAGUUAGAUAUAUUAAAGAUAAUUCUGAAGGAAGAGAGGACUUCCCGUGGUAUAUUGGAGGAGAGAGCAACGCACUUAAAUCAUGAAAUUCUAAUGGGAAAAGACAAGCUUUUGCAGGCAAACAAACAAUUAGAAGAUACAGAUAAUGAACUGAAAGUUGCUAAAUCUGUAAUUGAAGCUCUUGAAUCACAACAAACUUUAUCAAUCAAAGAGAUAGAAGACAUGCAGAACAAGAACAACAAUUAUCUGGAUCUUGUGAGGAAACAAGAGCGUGAGAUCAUUUCCUUGAAGAAUCAACUUGCACCUAAAGGUUUAAGAGACAGUUUAUCUUCAAAUCAUCCAAAGGUUGAUAAUGAGUACCCUUUACAAGUAAGGUUCAGAAGGAUGCAUGAUUCUCUUGAAAAAGCCAAGCAACUGAACAUGUUUUACCAAAGCGACCGUGCACUCCAGAUAUCUAAUGAGGAAGAGAUGGAUGAAGUUCGUCGGCAGGCUGAGGCUGAAACUGCUGAGGUAAUUGUGUCUAUGCAGGAAGAACUUGCCCAGUUACAACAUCAAGUCAAUGAUAGCCAUCAGAAGGAAAUAGAAAUGAAGGAGAGUAUAUUGCAUUUGGAAACUGAAUUGAAGGAUGUGCAAGAAAAAUUGCUUACUACUGUUGAUGAUAACCAAAGUUUAAGUGAAAAGCUUUGGCAGAGAGAUAAUGCACUCAAAUCACUUGUCGAAGAAUGGGAAUUGUUAACCUCUGAGAUUGAAGAGAUUCUUGGUGAUGGAUGUCAGGCACUAGAUGAUGCCUCUGAUGAACUGGGGCAUAUAAGCAAUUCACUUCCACAGAAAAGGAUAUGGAUUUCUGAACAAGUUAGCAUGAUGGUUAGAAAAAUCUCUGAAAAGGAAUUGCUAAUUGACGAGCUCGGAAGAUGUUUGGAAGACGCGUGCAAUAAAAGAAGUGAUAUGGAGUGUAUGCUGAAGUCCUUGCGAAGUGCAACACUUGUGAUUACUGAAGCCCACCAGAAGGAGUCAGCUGAACUAGAAGAAGAAAUUCUCCUACUGACAUCACAAGUGAGUGAAAGAACGACUGCUCUGAAACAGAUGGAGGAGCAGUUGAUAUUGGCUGGAGAUCAAAUCCGAAAAACAUCAAGUUGUGCAACAGUGGCUUUUGUAGUUGUGAAUAGAUUGUCAGAUGUGAAUGAUCGUUAUCUUGUUGAUCUAAAGAACAAGGAUAAUCUGCUUAAUGAACUAGCAGAAAUUAGUGACAGGAAGGAUGCUGUUUUAAUUGAUCAAUCCACUUCCCUUGAACAAGCAAAGAGGCAGAUAGCUGAGUUGCAGGAGCAAUUGAUAUUGGCUGGAGAUCAAAUCCGAAAAACAUCAAGUUGUGCAACUGUAGCUUUUGUAGUUGUGAAUAGAUUGUCAGAUGUGAAUGAUGGUUAUCUUGUUGAUCUAAAGCACAAGGAUAAUCUGCUUAAUGAACUAGCAGAAAUUAAUGAAAAGAAGGACGCUGUUCUAAUUGAUCAAUCCACUUCCCUUGAACAAGCAAAGAUGCAGAUAGCUGAGUUGCAGGAAAAAUGUGACAACUUAUGGCAGAAGCUGUCUGAGGAGAAAGAGCACUCUUUUGCUUUGGAACAUAAACUUGAAGAUAUUGAAAAGAGUGUCAUUUCAGAGACUAGGGAGCAACUAGUAACACUACAAGAUGGCGUCUCCUCAAUCAGGUCAUCCAUGGCCUCUUUUGCCGAUAAUGGUGAAUCAAGGACAAGUUCUGAAACACAUCAUCAAAUAGCUGAGAUGGCUGACUUAUCCUUUAAAUUGGCCAACAGUGGGUAUGACAAGAAAGACCGUAAAGCACGAAAUGUUUCCAAGGAUGCAUAUGAAAGAGAUGCUACGAUUACUCUGUUGAGAAAAGAAAUAGAAUCUGCUCUUGAAAGCUUAAAAGAAGUUCAAGAUGAGAUAGCCAAAUUACAUGAAGAGAAGAAAGAGAUGUCAAUAUGUGAAAAGCAAAGUCGGGAAAGUAUCAAGUGUCUCACAACUCAAAUACUUUCCCUGCAAGAAGCUAUGGGACACUUUGAAGAGCAAUCCGAAGCUAAGGUCGAAGUACUCAGUUGCAAGCUUAGGAACCUGGAGAAAACACUAAAAGAAGCUAUGUCCUAUUGGAAUCAGACGAAAGAGUUGCUUGAACUAGAAGUCGGGGAGGCAAAGAUCGUUCAAGUUCAAAAAGCGGAAGAGGCAUACUGUAUUCAUGCUAAAUUUGAAGAAGCCCAAGAGACAAUGAAAGAAGCAGAUAUUAUGAUCAAUGAAUUAGUGAUAGCUAAUCAGUCAAUGAAGAUUGAUAUAGAAAAACUGAAAGAAAGAGAAGUCACAUUGCUCAGUGAGAAGGAUGAAUUAUUCAACAAGGUUGAGAGCUUACAGACCGUUGUUGAUUUGAAGCAACAGGAGAUGGAAGACCUUGUUGAAUCAAAUCUUAUAGAAACAAGGGACUUAGUCAUGGAGGUAGAUGAUGUCAUUAAAGAGGUCCAUUUGGCGAUGAAGGAAAAUUUUACCUCUUUAGCUUGUGAUAUAGAAUCCUUGAAGUCUCAAUUUAUAUGUUCCACUAAGUUGAUUCAACCAUGGCUUGAGAAGAUCUGGUCUGAGAUAGUUAAUAAAGAUUGUGCUAUGUCUGUACUACAUCUCUGUCACAUGAGUGUUCUUCUGGAAACAGUGACAGGAAUGCAUGCAGAAAAUGGCUUGCUUUCACAUGGCUUGUGUGAGUCAAACGCUGUCAUAAGUGAUCUGAAGGAACACAAUUUUAGAGCAAGGGAAGAACUAGAAAUGUGCAGAAUCUUGAAAGGGAAACUGCUUGCUGAUAUUCAGAAUAGUUUCGAUCGCAUCACUAGGAAAGAAGUGGAAGCUGGAGAGAUCACUGUCAAGUUAAACACUUUUGCUAAAAACAUAUCAGAUCUACAGCUUCAGGAGGAGAUGAUGCUGCAAAGGUCUAAUGAAAUGGGAUCCCAACUUGCUACGUUGAUGAAGGAAUUGGAUCUGAGUAAUACCGAUCUUGUUGUAUCCCUUUUAGAUCAAGAGAAACUACUGAAACAGAAAGUAGAAGAUACUGAGUCUCAAGCUGAAUUUCUUCUGGCAGAUUGGUACGCCAAAGACUUUGAGUUACUUACCCAUGCUUCUGAAUUCAGUAACAUGGCCUGUAAUAUAUCUGAUAUGGAGGAGCAUUUUGUCAAGUACUCUACAUUAAUUGAACAAUUGAAAACAGAAACAAUAUUUUUCCAGGUAGAAACUGAGUUAGCAGCACAAAUUUUGAUGGAUAAGGAAGUUGAUCUUUCCCUUCUAAAACAAGAAGUUCAGCAGGAAAAAGUAGAAAAGGAAAACUUAUUGAUGGAAUUGAAGCAGAACAGCUUAAGGAUUAGAGAGAUGGGUGAAGUAAACGAGGCACUUGGACAAAAGAUUGACCUUCUAAAGGAUAAGGAAGUUGAUGUUUCCCUUCUAAAACGAGAAGUCCAGCAGGAAAAAGUAGAAAAGGAAAACUUAUUGAUGGAAUUGAAGCAGAACAGCUUAAGGAUUAGAGAGAUGGGUGAAGUAAACGAGGCACUUGAACAAAAGAUUGACCUUCUAAAGGAUACUGAGUCUCAAGCUGAGUUUUUAAUGGCAGAUUGUUACACCAAAGACUUUGAAUUACUCAUCCGUGCUUCUGAAUUCAGAAUCAUGACAUAUAAUAUAUCUGAUAUGGAGGAUCGUUUUGUCAAGUACUCUACAUUAAUUGAACAGUUGAAAAAAGAAACAAUAUGUUUCCAGGUAGAUUCUGAGUUAGCAGAACAAAUUUUGAUGGAUAAGGAAAUUGAAGUUUCUGUACUAAAGCGAGAAGUUCAGCAGGAAAAAGAAGAAAAGCAGAACUUAUUGAUGGAACUGAAGCAGUACAUCUUAAGGAUUACAGAGAUGAGUGAAGUAAACAAGGUAGUUGAACAAAAUAUUGAGCUUCUAAAGGAUGUUAGUUGCUCUAAUGUUGCUUUGAAGGGUAAACUUGUUGAAGUUAAGGAGUCAGAGAAAAGACUUCUGGAUAAGAUUCGAGAUCUUGAGGUUGAUUAUGAUAGGGUAAUUGGUGAUGUCAUAGCAAAGAAUGUGGUUUCUGAAUUUGCUUUCCAUCAGAUUUUGUUUCUUGAAGAUCAAAUCAGAGAGUUAAAGAGCACAAACUACAUAUUGGAGAAUUCAUGUUGCAAACUAAAGAAUGAGCUGCACCUAAGGGAUUUAGAGAUAACUAGAAUACAAAGUUUGAUGGAACUUGAGUUAUCUAGAAAGCAAGAUGUAAUAAAAGGGUUGCUGUAUGAUCUGAGCUUACUGCAGGAAUCUGCAUCUAUCAGUAAAGACCAAAAGGAUGAAAUGGAGGAAAUGAUGGACACAAUGGAAGAACUUGAGUCCGAGCUUGCAGUUAAAUCUGGCGAGCUUACUUCCGUAGUUGCCAAAUGUCAGUUGCUUGAAACUCAGUUAACGGAUAAAUCAAACAUAGUUACAGCUCUUGAGUUGGAACUCUCAAAAGAGUGUGAGGUUGUAAAGCUGCAAGUCAGUGAAAUUCAUGAACUUAGAACUCAUAUUAAAGAUGCCUUGGCGGAAAGAAAAUUGGCUGAGGAGGAUCUAAAAGAGAGAAAGAAGAUAACAGAGAGUUUAGAGCAUGAAAUCUCGGAAAUGAGCGAUGUUCUUGGCCAAAUGAAUGAUUCAAUUAAAAACUUAAGUGUUGAUAGGGAUGGCCUAACUAUUCAGAGGGAUCAACUUCAAGGUCAGGUGAUUUUACUCGAAGAAAGGUUUGAAAAAGCUGUAGCACAAGCUGAAGCUAAUGAAGCGAUUGCACAAGAUGCUCGAAAGAUGGCUGAAGCAAGAAAAGUUUAUGCUGAAGACAAGGAAGCAGAGGUUGAACUUCUUGAGAGAUCUGUUGAAGAGCUGGAAAGUACUGUAAAUGUACUAGAAGAAAAUGUUGACUUCAUUAAAGGAGAAGCUGAACGACAACGCCUGCAAAGAGAAGAUCUAGAAAUGGAGCUAUGUGCAUUAAAAGAGCAGAUGCAAAAUCUACGAAAUGCUGAUGAUGAUACAAAAAGAUUUCUGGAUGAAAAAGAGAAAAGCUUUGAAGAAGCCCAAAAUCACAUACAGGUUCUGAAGAGUGAUAUUGCAGGAAAAGAUGCAGAGGUUGUACAAAUGAAAGCUCAUAUUUCAGAGCUUAAUUUGCAUGCUGAAGCACAGGCAAUGGAGUACAAGCAGAAAUUCAAAGCAUUGGAAGCGAUGGUCGAGCAAGUCAAACCUGAGGGCAUUUCCACGCAAUCCACCAAUGCUCUGCAAUCCACCAAUGCUCUGUCAAACAAGUCUGAGAAGAAUGCGACCAAGUCUCGAGGUUCUGGUUCUCCUUUCAAGUGUAUUGGGUUGGGAUUGGCACAACAGGUUAAAAAUGAAAAGAUUGAAGAGCUGUCUGCUGCAAAACUGCAAAUUGAGGAACUAGAGUCUCAGGCAGCAUGUCGACAGAAAGAGAUAUUUGCACUGAAUGCCAGAUUAGCAACUGCGGAGAGCAUGACCCAUGAUGUAAUUCGGGAUUUACUUGGAGUGAAGUUGGAUAUGACCUCUUAUGUGUCACUGCUGGAUAAUCAUCAAGUUCAGAAGAUUGCAGAGAAAGCUCAAUUUCAUACUCUAGAACCUCAAGACAAGGAACAAGAGGUUACUAAACUAAAGAGGCAGCUUAACGAAUUUAUUGAAGAAAGGAACGGAUGGUUGCAAGAUAUCGAUAGAAAACAAACCGAGUUAGUAGCUGCACAGAGUGCAUUGGAAAACCUUCGGCAGCUAAAAAAUGAAAAUGAAUUAUUGAGGAUGGAAAAUGCAAGUAAGAUGAGUAAGGUAAUAGAAUUGGAGGAAGAAAUCAAGAAGCUGUCGGGUCAGCAAAAUCUUCAGCAGCGUAUUCAUCAUCAUGCUAAAAUUAAGGAGGAAAACAACACAUUAAAGAUGCAGAAUGAACAACUUAGCGCAAAGUUACGCCGGUCAAAUCACUUCAUGACACGUGUCCAAGAAGACAUUGCUCGGCUUCGUGCUUCUACAGGAUCAAAACAAUAUAUUGAUUUUGAUCAGGAGCAACGUCUGAGGAAAAAUGUGAAGGAGACUGAGGAAGAGAAAAUUCAAUUAGCACAACAAUUACUGAGAUUGUGUACAAAUGUUCUAAAGGCUGCUGGAAUAGCAAAACCAGUGUCAGAUGUGAAUCCUACUAUUGCUGAGGAGGCCUUAGACAAGCUCAAGAAUAGGAUAACUUCCCUGGAAAUGGAACAAGAAGAUUUGAAGUUUAAGAAUAAAAUUAUGAAAGAAAAGAUUCGACUAUCUGAACUCAUGCCACAAGCUUCUCCUUUGAGCUCAAAAUCUGAAGAGAACCGAAUAACUCCACCAAAGGCAAACAAAACUUCGUUUCUUUCCAGUUUUGAUCGAUACUGA